UCAGAGCAGUUCUUCUUUCAGUCUGUGAGUAUGAGGAAGUAUGCUUGAAUGUUAUAGUGGCUCUCGGAGCCCUGUGGGUCGUUGCUGUUGGGAUUAACACUGCCUGAAGACAUCCUCUUCUGUGAUGGUGGUACUUUGAGAAGGGACCUUCUGUGGAAAUAGCAACAUACACACACAUACACUCCCUCUGGACAGUGGACACCCGAGGCAAGACUGUGGAAGGAGACGGUUGCUGGCACACACACAACCAAAGCGAUGGCUAAGUACCACUGGCAGAGUCAGAAUGUGAAGCAGAGUGGCGUGGACGACAUGGUCCUGCUGUCCAAAAUCAGUGAGGAUGCUAUUGUGGAAAACCUCAAGAAGAGAUAUAUGGAUGACUACAUCUUUACCUACAUCGGUGCUGUACUGAUAUCAGUCAACCCAUUUAAACAGAUGCCCUAUUUCACUGACAGGGAAAUUGAACUCUACCAAGGGGCCGCCCAGUAUGAAAACCCUCCCCACAUCUAUGCUCUAACUGACAAUAUGUACAGGAAUAUGUUAAUUGAUGGAGAGAAUCAAUGCGUUAUUAUCAGUGGUGAGAGUGGAGCAGGGAAGACGGUGGCUGCAAAGUACAUCAUGGGUUACAUCUCCAAAGUAUCUGGGGGAGGAUCAAAAGUGCAGCAUGUAAAAGAUAUCAUCCUGCAGUCUAAUCCUCUGUUGGAGGCCUUUGGCAAUGCAAAGACUGUCCGUAACAACAACUCUAGUCGCUUUGGUAAAUACUUUGAGAUCCAGUUCAGCAGAGGAGGAGAGCCAGAUGGAGGCAAAAUCUCAAACUUCUUGCUGGAGAAGUCGAGGGUCGUGAGCCAGAAUGAGAAUGAGAGGAACUUUCACAUUUACUAUCAGGUGAUUGAGGGCGCCAACGCGCAGCAAAGGGAGAACCUGGGCAUCAUAACGCCAGACUAUUACUACUACCUCAACCAGUCUGGGACUUACAAGGUGGAUGGGACCAAUGACAAUACAGACUUCCAGGAGACUAUGGAAGCCAUGCAAGUGAUUGGGAUCCCACAGGAAAUCCAGGCUCAGGUGUUGCAGAUUAUUGGAGGCAUCCUCCACCUGGGGAACAUCACCUUCAUAGAGGCAGGCAACUAUGGACAGGUGGAGAGCACAGACUUGCUGGUCUUCCCAGCCUACCUGCUGGGUAUUGACCCCAACCGUCUGCAGGAAAAGCUGACCAGCCGAAAGAUGGAUUCAAAGUGGGGUGGGAAGUCGGAGUCCAUUGACGUGACCCUGAACCAGGAACAGGCCACCUACACACGAGAUGCCCUGGCCAAAGCCCUCUACACACGACUCUUUGACUAUUUGGUGGAGGCUAUUAAUAAAGCCAUCCAGAAGCCCUAUGAGGAGUACAGUGUUGGUGUACUUGACAUUUACGGCUUCGAGAUAUUCCAGAAAAAUGGCUUUGAGCAGUUCUGUAUCAACUUCGUCAAUGAGAAACUGCAACAAAUCUUUAUUGAGUUGACCCUGAAGGCCGAGCAGGAAGAGUAUGUUCAGGAAGGCAUCAAGUGGUCACCCAUUGAGUACUUCAACAAUAAAGUUGUGUGUGACCUCAUUGAAAACAAGCUGAACCCUCCUGGCAUAAUGAGCGUGCUGGAUGACGUGUGUGCCACCAUGCAUGCCAAGGGAGAGGGGGCAGAUUGCACCCUGCUGCAGAAACUGCAGGCUGCUGUGGGAACCCAUGAGCAUUUCAACAGCUGGAACUCUGGUUUCGUCAUACACCACUAUGCUGGCAAGGUUUCGUAUGAUAUCAAUGGCUUCUGCGAGAGAAACAGGGACGUGCUUUUCCCUGACCUCAUAGAGCUUAUGCAGAGCAGCCAACAUCACUUCAUCUGUAGCCUAUUCCCUGAGAACCUUAACACAGAGAAGAAAGGCAGGCCAACCACAGCCAGCUCUAAGAUCAAGAGACAAGCCAAUGAGCUGGUGAACACUUUGAUGAAGUGCACUCCUCACUAUAUCCGCUGCAUCAAACCUAAUGAGACCAAGAGGCCAAAGGACUGGGAAGAGAGCAGGGUGAAGCAUCAAGUUGAAUACCUCGGGCUGCGGGAAAACAUUCGGGUACGACGGGCCGGCUUUGCCUAUCGCAGAGUUUUCAAUAAGUUCCUGCAGAGGUAUGCCAUCCUUACUGGUGAAACCUGGCCAUGUUGGCGAGGUCCAGAGCAGCAAGGUGUCCUUCACCUCCUCAGGUCAGUCAACAUGGAGAAUGACCAGUACCAGAUGGGACACACCAAGAUCUUCAUCAAGAACCCCGAAUCACUGUUCCUGCUGGAAGAAAUGAGGGAAAGGAAAUUUGACACUUUCGCUAGAACCAUCCAGAAGGCCUGGAGGAAGUACAUCGCCCAGAGGAAGUAUGAACAGAUGAGAGAGGAGGCCUCAGACAUCCUGUACAACUCUAAGGAACGUAGGAAGAACAGCAUCAACAGGAACUUUGUCGGUGACUACAUCGGUCUGGAGCAAAGGCCUGAACUGCGUCAGUUCCUGGCUAAGAGGGAGCGGGUUGACUUUGCUGACUCCGUCAACAAGUUUGACCGCAGGUUUAAGUCCAUUAAGAGGGACCUCAUCUUGACUCCUAAAUGUAUCUACCUGAUUGGCCGAGAGAAGGUGAAGAAGGGACCUGAGAAAGGGCAAAUAAAAGAGGUGCUGAAACGAAAGCUGGAGUUUGAAAACAUCAAUGGCGUCUCUCUCAGUAUGAGACAGGACGAUUUCUUCAUUCUGCACGAAGCCGAGUACGACAGUCUGCUGGAGUCCACCUUCAAGACGGAGUUUCUGAGCUUACUCUCUAAACGCUAUGAGGAGGUGACCAAAAGGAAACUGAUGCUUUCCUUCAAUGACAGAAUAGAGUUCAAAGUGAAGAGGGAGGGUUGGGGUGGAGGGGGAUCCAGAGUGGUGGUAUUCCAGGGGGGACAAGGGGACCUGGCCCAGGUCAAACCUUCAGGGAAGUCUCUUACCAUCGCAGUGGGGAGUGGUCUGCCCAAGACCUCUAAGCCAACCAGGAAGAGUGCUCCACAGCAACGUAGAGGAGGGAAGAGUCAACCAGCCAGCAAAGGGUUCCGAAAUGGAGCUGCCCAGAUUCCCAGAGGCAACGCCCCUCAGACCCAAUCAGAUGUCACCCGCAGAAACAUGUCCAUACAGAAACAUGGCCGGCCACCCAGUGCAACCCUAUCGAAAUUGGGAUCCCAGAUAACCCCCAGAGCCUUGGUUCAGAACCAACACCAGCAAGGGAGCCUGGACUUCCUCAAUGUGCCUGACCAGGGCAUGUCAGGGAAGCAAAGGAAAAGGAGUAUCAACCAGCGGCCUCCCCCUGCUCCUAAACCCCAGCAACGCCCUCAGGGACCACGUUGUCGAGCAUUGUACCAGUAUAUUGGCCAGGACUCUGACGAAAUCAGCUUUGACGUCAAUGACAUCAUUGACCUGCUUAAAGAAGAUCCAUCAGGAUGGUGGACGGGCAGGAUUCGAGGGCAGGAGGGUCUUUUCCCUGGAAACUAUGUGGAGAAGAUUUGACCAGAACUGAGAGACAAGAUGAGUGAGAUCAUUGUUGGUUCUUCACUGAGCAAGCCGAGUUGCUGUCCAAUCCCAUCAACCAGACGUCUGCCUGAGCAUAUCUCAAUUUAUUUGAAGGAGUACAACUACUCUACGAAAGAAACCUAGAGGGGAAUUGCAAUUUGUCACACGAUAGAUCUUCACCCUGAGGCCUUUUUUAAAAGGCUGCGGAGGGUGAAUUUUGCUGGCAUAUGAGCCACAUAGGACUUGUUCAACAACAUACAGUACAAGAAGAGUAGAUGCAUUGUCGUGUUGCACAUCAGAGUUAAAACCGAGGUCCCAUGAAGAAAACUGCUCAUCUCCGUUUUUCUGCCACAUCAUUCUGUUUGCAAGAUCUUUGACCCACCCCAUUUUUUGUAAUACUCCCUAUUUUAACCCAUUGGUUCUUUGAAUUGAAUUCAGUCUUAUUCUGGAGUCCAAGGCUUUACAACAAAGUGACCUUAAAGGAAUGUAAUAUUUUCAGUUGUUUACAUUUUGCUGAAACUGUGGUAAUCCCAAAGCUGUUAAGAAAAAUUAAACUUUUCCAUGCCCCUGAAAUUCAUUUGCUUUAUAUGGAAAUAUACCCAUGCACAGAUGCAGUGACAAUGAAAUGUAAAAGGAAAUA
Lampris incognitus (smalleye Pacific opah) is the source of this 4177-nucleotide messenger RNA. RefSeq names its product myosin IF (gene myo1f). Gene Ontology annotation, biological process: actin filament organization; vesicle transport along actin filament. Gene Ontology annotation, molecular function: ATP binding; microfilament motor activity; actin filament binding. The record is from RefSeq and is a predicted model, not a curated record. NCBI's taxonomy places the organism in Eukaryota, Metazoa, Chordata, Actinopteri, Lampriformes, Lampridae. Gene Ontology annotation, cellular component: microvillus; cytoplasm; myosin complex. The coding region runs from base 256 to 3534 and encodes 1092 amino acids. The transcript is spliced from 28 exons.